UCUUAUUCCCCUGUCUACGGUCACGCCGCCCCGUUCCCCUCCGACAUCUCCGUCCUCUGCCCUGAUGUCGAACGAACAAUUGCCGUCUCCGUCGAUUUCAAGGUGGCAGUUGCACAAUAGGUCUGCCCACCAUGUCAGCAUAGAGGAAAUCCAAGAGUAUUACAUGGUGGUUAGUCAGACAUUCGGAAGCGAGGAAGAAGGUUUCGAGUUCUAUAACGGGUAUGCUAAAGCCAAAGGGUUCAGCGUGAGGAAGGCAAAUGUGAAAAACAAGGGAGGCAUCAGAACCCAAAGGCUGUACAUGUGCAGCAAAGAAGGGUACAGGUCCAUGAAGAACUUUGAGAGGGUCGAGCGUAAAAGAAAAUCUAGGGCGCUCUCUCGUUGUGGAUGUGAUGCUAGGUUGCAGAUUGAGCUCAAUAUGGAAACUCGUGAAUGGUUUGUGAAGGAGUUCACUGACCGCCAUAACCAUAAAUUAGCUAAGCCUGACCAGACACCUUUCUUAUGGUCUCAUCGUGGGCUGAAUGAUGUUCAAAAAGCUGACGUCAUUGAGUAUGGUAUUGGUGGCCUUCGGACUCAUAAGAUAAUGGAUGUAAUGGAGAAGCAGCAUGGUCAUUACAGUAAGGUUGGGUUCGUGUCUCGGGAUCUGUACAAUUUUAUUGCCGAGUACAAGAAGCAAAGGAUUGAAGGUUUUGAUGCUCAAUAUAUGCUGAACUAUAUGGCAGCGAGACUAGAGAGUGAUUCUGAAUUUUUCUACAGGUAUAGCACAUUAGCACCGAUAGUGAGGGUCAUCUCGAAAACAUUUUUUGGGCAGACGCGCAGUCCCGGUUGGACUAUGAUGCAUUUGGUGGUGUUGUCGUGUUUGACAGCACGUACCGUGUGA
Molecule: messenger RNA, 877 nt
Organism: Lolium rigidum
Lineage: Eukaryota; Viridiplantae; Streptophyta; Magnoliopsida; Poales; Poaceae
Product: protein FAR1-RELATED SEQUENCE 11-like
Exons: 2
Coding region: 65-877 (270 amino acids)
Source: RefSeq, a predicted model, not a curated record